Messenger RNA from Erinaceus europaeus (western European hedgehog), 5959 nucleotides. It is a transcript of the gene USP36, whose product is annotated as ubiquitin specific peptidase 36. Lineage: Eukaryota; Metazoa; Chordata; Mammalia; Eulipotyphla; Erinaceidae. The transcript has 21 exons. Gene Ontology annotation, cellular component: nucleus; cytosol. Gene Ontology annotation, molecular function: cysteine-type deubiquitinase activity; cysteine-type endopeptidase activity. The coding region runs from base 355 to 3714 and encodes 1119 amino acids. The record is from RefSeq and is a predicted model, not a curated record. Gene Ontology annotation, biological process: regulation of apoptotic process; protein deubiquitination.
CCACGGCGCCUUUAAGCGUCUCGCUGACACGUGUGUGAAGCUCCAGAGACCCGGAUGGUGCGUGUGCGGGGCCGCCGGCCGAGCAGACGCCAGCGCCACGGGCCUGCAGCUGGGCUGCUGUAGGGCCGCGUAGGCUGGGGCUGGGUUGGGGCAUCCGGGCCCGCCGCGGGAGCCUGCAGUCCGACCGGAGCGGAGACUGGGGCGCGGCAGAUUCUGAUGCCCAUUCUGAACCACUUUGGGGGGUUAACAGGCCCAGAGCAAAGGAGCACAUAAAUUCGAGGGCCCACAUAGCACCUGAUUGACCCCAUUCUAUCGAAACAGUACCCUCAAGCUCAGGCAUCCAAGUAAUGCACCAUGCCUAUAGUCGAUAAGUUGAAGGAAGCCCUGAAACCUGGCCGCAAGGACUCAGCUGAUGAUGGCGAGCUGGGGAAGCUUCUGGCCUCGUCUGCCAAGAAGGUCCUCUUACAGAAGAUAGAAUUUGAACCAGCCAGCAAGAGUUUCUCCUAUCAACUGGAGUCACUGAAGAGCAAAUAUGUGCUGCUGAACACCAAAGCAGAGGGAGCCAAUCAUUACAGGAGCGGAGAAGAGCCUCAGGCCAGGAGACAGACACAGGGUGGUGAACAUGGUCAUGAGAGUUGUGCCGAUGGGGUCCCUGCGCCACAGAAAGUGCUCUUCCCAAUGGAGCGACUUUCUCUGAAGUGGGAACGUGUCUACCGUGUAGGGGCGGGACUUCACAACCUUGGCAACACCUGCUUCCUGAACUCCACCGUACAGUGCUUGGCCUACACACCGCCCCUGGCCAACUACCUGCUCUCCAAGGAGCAUUCUCGGAACUGUCACCAAGGAAGCUUCUGCAUGCUGUGUGUCAUGCAAAAUCAUAUCGUCCAGGCCUUUGCCAACAGCGGCAAUGCUAUCAAGCCCGUCUCCUUCAUCAGAGACCUAAAAAAGAUUGCCCGGCACUUCCGCUUUGGGAACCAGGAGGAUGCUCAUGAGUUCCUGCGCUACACCAUCGACGCCAUGCAAAAGGCCUGCCUCAGUGGCUGUGCCAAGUUGGACCGUCAGACACAGGCCACUACUCUGGUUCAUCAGAUUUUCGGGGGCUAUCUCAGGUCACGUGUGAAGUGCUCCGUGUGCAAGAGUGUCUCAGACACCUACGAUCCCUACCUGGACGUGGCGCUGGAGAUUCGGCAAGCUGCAAACAUCGUGCGUGCCCUGGAACUUUUUGUGAAACCAGAUGUCCUGAGUGGAGAAAAUGCCUAUAUGUGUGCCAAAUGUAAGAAGAAAGUUCCAGCUAGCAAGCGGUUUACCAUCCACAGAGCAUCCAAUGUCCUAACACUUUCCCUCAAGCGCUUUGCCAACUUCAGUGGGGGAAAGAUAACCAAGGAUGUGGGCUAUCCGGAAUUCCUGAACAUCCGUCCAUACAUGUCGCAGAGCAGUGGGGAGCCCAUCAUGUAUGGGCUCUAUGCUGUACUGGUGCACUCGGGCUACAGCUGCCACGCCGGCCACUAUUAUUGCUAUGUGAAGGCAAGCAACGGGCAGUGGUACCAGAUGAAUGACUCUUUGGUCCAUUCCAGCAACAUAAAAGUAGUUCUGAACCAGCAGGCAUAUGUGCUCUUCUACCUGAGAAUUCCAGGCUCUAAGAAGAGUCCUGAGGGCUCCAUCUCCAGGUCCGUUUCCUCCCUCUCCAACCGCCCCAGCUUGGUCACAGACCAGCUCAAGAAGAAUAUCAGCAACGGGGCUGUUGCUUCCCCACUCACUUCAAAGAGAGUAGAUCCAGUAACAAUGAAAAAACUUCAAACUACCGAAGAGAUUGGUGUACCUAUCUCCAGGAAUGGCUCUGUGUCAGGCCUGAAGUCACAGAAUGGCUACGCAUCUCCAAAACUGUCUCUGGGGUCCCUUUCCCCCAGAUUCUCCAAACCCCUCACUCAUCUGCCAACCAUCCUGGAUGAGCCUGGAAAAAUGCUCAAGAAGUCACUUGCCCCCCAGCAUGGCUCUCCAACCCCUAAAGCUGCUCCGGGGCCCCCAGGUAGUAGUGCCUUGAGUGGCAGCAGGCCUGAAAGCCGGAAGCAGGGCUCCUGGGACAGGGGCACCACCCUCUCUACCUCACCCAAACUGCCUGCUGCAGUGACUGCCAAUGGGCAUGGGCCCAAAGCAGGCAGUGAGGGCUCUGACUCAGACCGGAGGGGCUCCAGCAGCUCCAGCCCUGAGCACUCUUCUGCUAGUGACGUGGCCAAGCCCCCUCCGCCUCCUAGGAGCAGAGACAUCCACUUUUGUGACUCUCAGGGAACAGAUUCCAAAGUGUUGCCAGCCAGAGAGGACCCCAAGACAGUGAAGCCCAAGUGCCCUGUCCUGAGCACCACCACCCCCGAACCUGCCAGCACCAUGUCCCCUCCACCAGCCAAAAAAUUGGCCCUUUCUGCCAAGAAGGCCAGCACCCUGCGGAGGGCAACCAGCAAUGACCUCCGGCCUCCCCUCUCUCCACUCUCCGACCUCACCCAUCCCGGGAAAACCACGCACCCCAUCGUCGCCUCUGCCUGGCCUGUCAGUGCCGUCAGGGCUAUUGCACCUGCUCCCAGAUCAUCUAGCCACUUGAAGACCCUUGGCCCCUGCUCUCUGUCAUUAUCCAGUGGCCCCCAGCCUCUAGGGAUGUCAGACCCCCCAAGCUGCCCCUCUGCCUCUGCUUCCCUGCCUCAGGUCAAUGGGGGCUUUGAGUCCCCUCCACACCAGCUACAAGAGGCCAGCCAGCAUCCCCAGAGCCUGUGUGAGAGUAGAAAGAGGCAGCUGGGAGAGAUUCUGGGACAGGGCUCAGAGACUCCAGGGUCAGCUUCAGCCCCCCCUGGGAAGAAGAGGCGGAAAAAGAGGAAACACAUGGAGGACAUGGACACCUCCCCACUGCAGGAGGGACAGGCGCAGAGGCUGCCUCGAAGCCCUAGCCCCAAGCGUGGGAAGGAAGGCCGGAUAGAGCCACUAACAGAAAGACUGAAGGAAAUGGGUGGACAGCAGCAGGUGAAUGGCCAGCCCCUGGUGAUUGGUCGGCAGAUGGACUCUGUGACGAGUGGUCAGCACAUGAGCACCAAGAAGAGCAGGCAAGAAACUGAGAGCCUUAGGGCAGGAGGCUGCCUUCACAAGGACCCACCUUUGCACAGGAGCUCUUCUCCCUUGGAUGCUGUCCAGCCAGAGGCCAUCCCAACAUCUCUAAGGAAAAAGAAAAAGAAAAAAAGAAAGCCAGAGUCACAGCAGGAAAUAGAACUGAACCAGCACCCUGAUGAGGAGCCAGAGUGCUGCACUGUCCCUGAGCCCCAGCCGAGCAUCCCUUCGCCACCUGUAAAUGGCUGGUGUCCUGGGAACAGCACAGGGGACCGAACAGAGAAAGAACAGGAUCCUCUCGUGUCCUGGAACCGAGAGAAGAAAUCUGAUGUGGUCCAGGAACUGCUCCGAUACUCCUCUGAUAAAGCUUACGGGAGAAAAGUUCUGACAUGGGACGGUGAGCUGUCAGCUGUUAGUCAGGAUGCCAUCCGAGACAGCAGGCUAGCCUGCACGGCUACAGUGAUUGAUGACUGGGAUGUCGAGUUCGAUCGAGGAAAAGAAAAGAAAUUGAAAAAGUUCAAGAGAGAGAAGAGAAACUUCAAUGCCUUCCAGAAACUUCAGAGUCGACGAAACUUUUGGUCUGUGACUCAUCCAGCUAAGGUUACCAGCCUCAGCUAUCGACGAUGAUUUGCUGAUGUCAAAAUAGUGGACGUGCACUCAGGCAUGGCAGGGAGAGUCUCAAGAGUCUUCGCUUCUUUGCCAGGAACAUGUGCUUUGUCUCAUGGCCUCUGGGAGAUGAGGUGCCCCCUCCUGAGAUUUAUCCACAUGGACUGAAGGAGCAGCUUCGUGGACUCUGAUGGUCCUGUUGGGUCCAGGAUCCACACCAUGAACCUACUGCUGGGAACAGCCACAACCUCUGGGCAUGUGGAUGAGGAAGGUUUUGGUGAUGCUCACAGCAGGAAGUGACGUGCCCCACUAUGGCACACAGAGCAAGGGGCAGCAUACCGGCUGGAACCUGAACCUCACUGGCUAUCCUGUAUUCCUAACCAGUGUUGAGCCCAGUGGUCACAUGGAGCAGCAGAGGAAGCAGCCUCUCCCAGUGGAUCCUGCUGCUUCACAGGAUGAUAAGUAUGUAAAUGGUGGCUCCACUUGAAGAGCCUCCCAGCACCUUCUGGUGGCUGCCACUGCCCUCUCAUCCUGUACCUCCAGUUCCUGGGAUGGAGCGUCUCUAUGCCUUAUCUGUCCACCCUCAGAGCAAGAACCCAGGGCCUGUCCCACACUGCCGCCUCCCCCUUUUGUGGAAUUGGGGCUGGCUGGCCCUGCCACUGCAUCUCUCUCUCUCUUUCUCCCUUAUGAAAAUUCUGGACCAGCUCUGCAGCAGAAAAAAACAUUGUGGGGCCUGGAACUACAUCUGACUUGCUUCCUGGCUGCUCCUCCUACAGUGGCUGGACUUUCCUCACAGCUGCAGUGUCCCAGGUCCUCAUCCAGGUGGUGAUCUUGGGGUAGAACCCCCUUUUGUUUUGCUACUUGACAUAAAAUACUACUUUUUGGCCAGGCCUGUGGCUUCCGUUAGCAAUGCUUCCUUUCCCUGAAUAUGCAAGCAUUGGCUUUAUUUGCUCCAUUUUGUGAGUGCUUCUGAAUUUAGAUGAUUGUAUAACUCAUGAUCAGCUUUUUAUCUCCUUAUGCUGUGCCUGCUAACUUAUAUCUUAAUAUACAUGGGAAACUCAGUUAAGGUGAUUUUUCCAGAAACAAAGUAAGUGAACUAGUAGUAGAAGGCAUGGAAAUAAAUGUGAAGACUCUGCUCACAGGCACUUAACUGCGACCUUUCCUCAGAAACCACGCAGCUGUAGACCGGGUUCUUUGAGACUCCAGUCCCCUCUUUGGCCUCUCACUACCUACCCUCUCCUGAUUGAGCUUUGCUGUCUGCGCCUUGCUCUGAGGCCCGGGUUGAUCCCUCUGAGGGGACAUGGUGAUUUUUUUUUUUUUUUCAUGCAGGUAGUCUUGUUUUCCCUUUUCUUUCCUUCCCUACUUUUCUUUUUAAAAGUUGGGAAUAUUAACCUCAGUGGUCUCAGCUGAGGUUGCUUCCAAUCCCAGGGAAGGUACCAAGGCUUUGCUUACACAGGUUUGCAGCCUGAGACUCCCCCCACUCCCCCCCCAGAGGACUGAUGCUGCAUGUCAGUCACACCUGGUUCAAAGGGGCACAGGCAACCCCCGUUUCAUGGCUUUGUGUCUGUCCUAGUGGGAGAGAAGGCGGUGCCUUCCUUCUCCCGGUGUUGGCCUUCUUUCCUGUUGAACUAUUUCCUAGCUAUAUUUUUGUAAUGUCCUAUAGCUAGAAAAGAAAAAUGUGUGUGUCUAAUCACAGAAUGUAUUUCCUUUCUUUCUCUCUUUCCUUCUCCAGAUCAAUCUUUCUCUGCUGUAUCACUGUAAAAACUUCCUGUUCAAAACAGAUCCGUUAUCUCCUAAGCAGUGGUAAAUGCUGGUCUGACAUUGUACAGCAUUUAUCACCAUCACACAGACCAGUUCUUCCCUUCCCAGAAACCAUCAACCAAACUGGGGAGAGAAAGAAUGUGGCCCAGAAAAGUAGUCCCAAUUCUAGGUGACAUACAUAGAGUAUAAGAAUAUUACAUAUAUAUAUAUACAUAUAUAUAUAUAUAUAUGGCUACGGCUUUUAUAAUAGCAGUCACACAGUUGACUUUGACUCUGGGUUUAAUUUAACUUCGUAUUUGGAGUGGAGCGAGGGUGGCAGGGGCCUGUGCUGGAGGGCAGCCUCUCCAUCACCUGCCUCUUGGGGGGGGGGGUGUCUCAGCAGUGAUAAGUGCGUGGCUGCACAAGUGUGCAGAGGUAACACCCCUAUACCAAGUCCCUCUCCAGGGCUGAAAGCCCCCAAAUGUUGCCAAGAUAAUUGGUGCAAUAAAAUACUGAGUUUUUGUCA